Mauremys mutica (yellowpond turtle) is the source of this 2260-nucleotide messenger RNA. RefSeq names its product interleukin 15 receptor subunit alpha (gene IL15RA). The record is from RefSeq and is a predicted model, not a curated record. Gene Ontology annotation, molecular function: interleukin-15 receptor activity. NCBI's taxonomy places the organism in Eukaryota, Metazoa, Chordata, Testudines, Geoemydidae. The coding region runs from base 298 to 1293 and encodes 331 amino acids. Gene Ontology annotation, biological process: interleukin-15-mediated signaling pathway. The transcript has 8 exons. Gene Ontology annotation, cellular component: plasma membrane.
CAGGUUGCUGCGACUUUAAUGCGAAACCGAAAGCGAAAGGCGCCGAGUCCACUGGAAUUAAGUUUCCCCAAACUCUUCUGCGGUCUUUUCCAGGCGCCUGGGGCGGCUCCGCCGAGCCGGGACUUUGCGCCCUCACUCACAUGCCCCCCUUUCAGGGGCCUUUCGGGGUUGCAACGUGCCCAGCCUGAUACCCUGAUGAAGCUGCCGCCGUCCCGGCCCCAGCCGCCGCCGCCGGGGAUCUGACCCUGCGCGCCCGCCCUGGAGAGGCAGGCGCCCUUCCCUAGCGCUUCCCAUGCCAUGGCCCGGCUGCUGCUCCUGCUCUGCGGCAUCGUCGGGCUCCUGUCCGCCGGCACCAGCGCGGCCGCGCUGCAAGAAAGAUGCAGCACGCCAAAGGAGGUCAACAACGCAGAUGUUACGGUCGGCAAUAAUAAUUUGUUGAAUGCCAGCCUCCGGUACACAUGCAAAGAUGGUUACAAAAGGAAAGCUGGGACAUCCAGCCUCAUUGUGUGUGUAAUGGACGAAGUCACCAAAAUGCUCCGUUGGACAGAGCCAAAUCUACGUUGUAUUAGGGACCCCGCUCUACCUCCUUUAACUUCCAGCCCCAAACAGACAACAUCAGCACCUAGGACAGAGGCGACCAGGCUUGUCAGCAGAGAAUCAAAGACUUUUACACCAUCUAAACCACCAGUAACCAGAGUAACUGCAGAGAUUACCACAGUCCCAGUCAUGGCCUCCACACCAUCCUAUGAAAGGGAGGUGACAAGCCUCAGGACUGACAAGCCUUCACGGGAAACACUUGCAACAGCAACAACUGAGAUCAGGUCAUCAAAAGGGCCUGCUUGCAUGACCAUGGAAGACACAACACAACGGCGCACCACAGCCACCCAGGACACACACACGUCCCAGCUCUGGAUGGAUAAGCCAUCGUUGAAAACAGUUACAACAGAAGGAGAUUGGUCAACAGCAGUGCCAGCCAGUGUGACCACAGGAGACUCAACACAGCUUCUCACAGCAGUCACCCAUAACACUAAAGUUUCCACCCGAGUUAUGCUCUCUUCUGUGGGGUUUCCCAUGUUGCUGACCUUUGUAGCUGUUGCAUUAUGUUGUGUCUGGAGACAGCGAGUCCACAUGAGGCGACAAUACACAAUACCUGUGAUAGCCAUUCCCAUGACCCCAGAGGAGUCAGAACAAAGGGAUGGAACACCACCAGAAGACAGUGGCUCAAACGGUCCAGAACAACCAAGUGAAGGGACAGAGAUGAUGUCAUCAUCUUGUGUGACAUCGACUGGUUGAACAAUAACACUUAGUGAAAUCAGUGUAUCCGUUAAACUUGAAAGGGGAAGGGAUCCUUGCUGCUCACAAAGACCAACAGGCCAGUUGGAUUAGGUGCUGACUUGUCAAUUACCACAUGUCAGCUACUCAAUUUGAGAUUGGAAAUACAGCCUCAUUUCUAAGAUGUGGCAAGUGUGCAGAAGAUCUGAUUUCCUGGCCCACCAUCGUUUCAAAGAGAGGAUAGGAAUGGUCUCAUAAACCUUACUGCAUCCCUGCUCUGUUCUUUGAGCUGAACAUCCUGUACCCAUAAGAGAGUGUCUAGAUAACUUGGACAUAUCUUUUAAUUCUUAUUUUAAUGAAUGGUUGCUUUCAAAAGAGAAAUCACACAGGCAUUUAAAUGCCCAAGGAGAACUGUCCAUGUGGAAAGUUCUGAAAAAACUUCGGGUGGCCUCUUAUAUGCAGUGUAAAGACGACGCCAGAGAAGAAGCGGUUGGUGAUCUGAUAGUGAAGAACACAGCUUAGGACCACCUAGGACCCAGACAGAGAGAACAGAAAGACGGCAUUUACCUACGAAGCCAUCAAGUGAAGAACACGGCUUGUUUUCCUGCUGCUACCAGCAAAAUCCUGAGUAAAGAGCAAGUCUGAGAAUCAGAAAACUCACGUCUAACUAUUUUGGGGUCAGCCAUGAUCAUUUGCUCAGGAACCUUUCAGAAACACGUUAGAAUCUGAUCCCAGAUGCUUGCACGUUCCAGGUGCAUCCAGAAGACACGAGACAGAUGUCCUUUGGACCACACCACCACCACCAGCAUAGCACUUUUACAGAUGUUACACAAUGGCCAUUGUAAUGGAAAUAUUUUACAUUGCCGUUUUCCCUCCCAGGGAGGGCACGUGCCUAUAUUCUCCUUUUCAAAUACCCCCCCACUCCACCCUGGACUAGUCCUCAGCCAAUCCCUCAUGCUGUACAAUACAUGAACACAUUGCUUUGCAC